AUGCAAUCAACCAACACUUCAAGUCCCUUGAAACCAUCAACUGCUUCUGCAAGUAGACCUAUUGGACCAUAUCGUACUAUUAUUACUAAUUAUGCUCCAUUUGCUACUACUAAUCAACGGAAUUCCUAGGUAGAAGAUUCUCCAAUUAAAAAAGUUUAAAAGAUUGACAAUGACACACUGAUUAAAUUGAUGAAAUCCAAUCGAGAGGUCCCUAAAAAGUACUCCAAAAGUUCAGAUAAAAUUAUUAUUAAGGAUAUCAAACAAGAAUAAUAAGAAGAUAUAGGUUCUGGACUAUUUAGAACAGGCUUUGGUAAAUUGUAUAAUGCUUAAGGCAUUUUGUGGUAUGAAGGAUAAUUGUUUAAUGAUCAAAUGCAUGGUAAUGGUAUGAUGUUUAAUCAUGAUGUAAAUUCCUAUUUCACCAAAUAUAUUGGGGAAUUUCAGUUUGGAUAAAGAUGUGGAGCUGGAAUUGAGUAUUACAAAGAUGGUUCUAUGUAUGUUGGCAACUUUGAAAGUGAUUGUCGAAAUGGAAUGGGAUAACUAACAAAAAAGAAUGGGGAAAAACAUAAUGGAAUCUGGUUAAAAGGUAAAUUGAUUUCUAAAAUAUGA
This is a messenger RNA of Paramecium tetraurelia, 606 nucleotides long. RefSeq lists its product as uncharacterized. The record is from RefSeq and is a predicted model, not a curated record. The transcript has 3 exons. NCBI's taxonomy places the organism in Eukaryota, Ciliophora, Oligohymenophorea, Peniculida, Parameciidae.